AUGUUGAUGCCAACAAAGAAUCGAAGGACAAUUUAUGAAUAUCUGUUCAAAGAGGGUGUGUGUGUGGCGAAAAAGGAUUUCAAUCAGAAGACCCACCCAGAUAUCCCGAAUGUCACUAAUUUAGAGGUGAUCAAGGCAUGCAAGAGUUUGGCAUCGCGUGAAUAUGUAAAGGAACGAUUUGCAUGGCGUCAUCACUAUUGGUAUCUCACCAAUGAGGGUAUCACAUACUUACGUGAAUAUUUACAUCUACCAUCAGAAAUUGUACCUGCUACGGUUAAGAGCAAGCCACGUGAACCAAGACCAGCAUUCGGAGGCGAUCGUCUCACAAGGGUUCCAAAAAUGGAUAGCGAUCGCGAUGCAUACAGAGCUGCCGAAAAGACAACCGAAGCAGGUCCUGGCGCAGCACCCGUCUCGGGAUACCGCGCUGGUUACGGCCGAGGGGCUGGUCCUAUGUAAGCGCAAAAUAACUUGUUUGUGAAGAUGAAGCUAAUUGUUAUAUUAUGUGUUUUGUUGGGCGUGCACCUCUUCUAUCCGCUGUUUCCGUUGUAUUUUCAAAUAAA
This is a messenger RNA of Anisakis simplex (herring worm), 560 nucleotides long. Lineage: Eukaryota; Metazoa; Nematoda; Chromadorea; Rhabditida; Anisakidae. The record is from the annotation of a GenBank genome assembly.